GCAAUAUACCAUGUAGUCCAUGCGCUGGUAACACCGACUCAGACAUAGCCCUGAUACAUUCUAGGAUGCUUUGGACUUGCCAACCAGUGGAAUGUUUGCCGCAGCAACGUGGCUGGUCAACGAAUGAUGGCAUCUGCGGAUGAAUGUUUGGUACAUGAUAUAUAAUAUUGCGCCUGGCAUGCUCAACUUGAAUACUCCUCUGCUGCAUAUUGCCUCAUCGUAAUGAGUGUCAUUCAAGUUACUGCCAGGUUGUUGUCCUACUCCAACUACACCAUGCUGGUGCCAAAUGUCAUCCUGAUAUACGACCAUAUGGCGACCCUCACAGAAGAAAUCGUUUUUAUUUGGUGUCGUCCGAAGGCGUUAUCUUCAGCGUUGUUUCUGCUCAAUCGUUAUGUCGCUCUGCUGGCAAAUGCCUAUGCCUUGAUUGGGAAUUUCCUGCCUGCCUCAGCUGAGGUGCUACAUUUCAUCAUACAUGUCUUUACAUGGCAGGCUCACGAUUUUUUUUUGCAGAGCUGUCCGACAUACACGCUAUCACAACAAGUGCUCGUUUUUUUUCAAGCAUUUAUCAUUUGCCGUGACAAACGCUUACUUGCUUUGUUGAUAAUUAUCAUCCUUGCCUUUGUGGGAGGAGCUUCUGUGUCUACAGAGGCAUUUGGUCGUUAUCCAAGCACCGUGACUAUCUUGCCAGGAGGAUACUGUUAUCAAACAUAUACAGCAGAGAGCUUGAUGCCAUGGCUUUAUUCAGUUGCAGGCCUCGGAAUCCCAUGGGUGGCCUUAUUUUUCUAUGAACUUCUCAUCUUCGUCCUCACAGUGACUAGGAUUUUUAAAAUCAGGAGAUUACUGCGGUUAUCUCUGAUGAGGUCCAGAAGGAAUAUCAUCUCUGUCAUGUUUCAGGACGGUGAAGUGAUGACACUGUUCAAUAUACCGAACAUCCUGACAUACUACGAUAUCAUCAUGGGCUCUCUGAGCACAUUUACUAGCUGCAUGUCUGUUACUCUAAUCUCGCGGCUGAUGCUUAACCUGCACAAGUCGAUUGAUGCUGGCAUUCUCUCCACCCCCACCCAAGACGAUGACUUCCCUGUCCUUAACACUAUAAUUGACCUACAAUCCACGAAUUCCUCUCACUAUUGGUAGGCUGGGGCUGGAUGCUAAAAUGCGG
This is a messenger RNA of Suillus bovinus, 1159 nucleotides long. RefSeq lists its product as uncharacterized. NCBI's taxonomy places the organism in Eukaryota, Fungi, Basidiomycota, Agaricomycetes, Boletales, Suillaceae. The record is from RefSeq and is a predicted model, not a curated record. The transcript is spliced from 10 exons. The coding region runs from base 223 to 1134 and encodes 303 amino acids.